UCCCACGUACGCGCUGGCGGUUGCCAGGUCGACGUCGGCUAAUUUUCCCAAAGUGGGCCGACGAAAACACACCCUUGCACCUCCGAUGAACCUCACCCAUUGCCAACCGCCAGCACCACUCACUCAGCACUCGCUCAACGCCCCAAGAUGCCUCCAAAAAUAAUAUACGGCAAGAAGAAGACAUCAGCCCGGCCACGGACAAGCUUCACAAACUUCAUUUCGCCAGAGAAGGCUGUCGUGCUGGCCGAGACUGAGAGCAAGAAGACGAACAGCAUCGCAAAGGAAAAUUGGCGGCAACAGCUUGAAGAUGCAGCACAAAGCACGACACAGAUAACGGAGAAAGACGGUGAUGUGGUGCUACUGGAGGACGGCUUGGGAAGUUUGUGCUUGGAGCAAACACAAACUACUGAAGACGAGGUUGUGCCAAAGAAAAAGUCCAAGUCACAGAAAGCCGAGCAAAAGUACAAGGCAGGCGAAACGAAACAGGAUGGCAUUGUGAUAGACGACGCUCUGGAGCUGAGCAUGAAGGCUUUAUCGAUCGACUACCCCGCGCAAGAGGACGCGGUAGCGCGGCAAAAGUCGGGUAAAAUGCGCAAAGUUCUCACAAAUCGGGAUGCAAAUGCUGGGAAGGAAUUCGACUGCCGGAAACAAGCUACUCAGAAACGACCAAAGCGAGUGAGUCUGGAGUGUAUAGAGCCCAAGAAAGAGGGCGACACACCUUUUCGGAAACAAAAACCUAGGGAAAAGGUGCAUUUGAAGCCGCAAUUGCCCACUCCCGAGCCAACACCCGAACCUGACGACAUCUACUCUGCAUAUGCUUCUCCGCUCUUGGCACUCAGCGAUAGAAGAAAGGUCUUCUCCUUUAAAGACUGGUCCGCAGAGCUGGAACCUCAUUUCGAGAUUACCAAGAUCGCAGAAGCUUCAUUCUCGGAAGUAUACCGUCUAUCAGCUACAUCAGCAACGAACGGCAUUAGGGAAGAGUCGGUACUGAAGGUUGUCCCGCUGAAGACGCCUCCAGAUGCACCUCUUCCAAGUCAACUGCAGACGCGAGCGGUUAGGGACCGAGAGGGCCAGGCAGCAAAAGAGAUGGCGGAGCGUGAGGAAAAGGACCAGUGGAAGUCCCAUGUCCCUGAUGUUCUCUCGGAGGUCAAACUCCUGCAGAACCUGAACCACAUUCCCGGCUUCACCGUCUUCCGCGACUUGACCAUUGUCCAAGGCCGGCCAUCGUCUUCCUUCAACAGCGCCUGGACCAGCUGGAACAAAUCAAGACCGCGGGGCAAGAAGAGUGAAUUUCCCGAUCCAAGCAAGAAAGCCAGCUACGACGACACGCAACUAUGGGCUAUCGUCGAAAUGCAAGACGCUGGCACGGACUGCGAGAAGAUCAUGGAACUUGGCGGCUUGGGCUCGAUAUGGGAAGUGUGGGAUGUCUUUUGGGGCGUCUGCUUGAGCGUCGCGAAGGCGGAAGAGGCGUGCAAAUUUGAACAUCGCGAUCUACAUCUGGGCAACAUUUGUGUUCGAUCUUCACGGCCGGAAGGUGAUACGAAGCAACCGAAUAUCAAGGACCCGUUACGGCGGAAGCUGCGUUUCACAGGCCUCGAAACAACAGUCAUCGAUUACACACUCUCCCGUGCGGAUAUUGUAUCUGCAUCUUCACGACGAUCUUCUGCCCUGUCCUCUGAAUCCACCGCCAACUCUUCGUCGAGCCUUGGGGUACCUGAGGCGGACGUUGCGUACCUUGACCUAGAUAAAGAUCCCGCUCUCUUCGAAGGCGACGCUUCCGAAGAAUACCAGUACGAAAUAUACCGCUACAUGCGCGGCGCAGCACUCUACAACAACCCUUUGCAAUCAGCUCCCACCACCGUUGUAGAAGCACCAGCGACCCCGCGCCGCUCGCCGCGAAAGAACACGCAUAUACGUUUCGACGAGGAAGACACUCCGCGUCGCUCGCCACGGAAAGCCGCAGCAGCUCAGAUUGAUGACGUGGCAACGAGGAAGACAGAGGUUGAAGGAGAUGUGUGGAGGGCGUUUUAUCCCAAGACAAAUCUCGUAUGGAUGCACUUCUUGCUGCACAAGCUCCUUAACCAUCUGAAAAGCUACAACGCCACGCCAGACCAGCUAUCAACCAAGGACAUCAUGCAGAACAUCGAUCUCAAUCUCGACACCGCCGACGAGCAGAAGGUCAAGAAGAAAGCUAUCAAUUUGUACAAGGUCUUGCUGAAAGUGAGCGAGCGGCUGUGUCCGGUUGCACUGGGUCGGGACGACGGCUUGAGCAGCGUGAAGGAAUUGGUUGUUUUGGCGCUUGAGGAGCGGUGGUUGAGAAUCGGUGAUGUUGCAGGGUAGACGUGCCUGUUAUGAUUUGAACGAAUGGAGACGACUUGCAUUUCUGGGUGUUCGUGGGAGUAUGGGUAUUG
Molecule: messenger RNA, 2411 nt
Organism: Cucurbitaria berberidis CBS 394.84
Lineage: Eukaryota; Fungi; Ascomycota; Dothideomycetes; Pleosporales; Cucurbitariaceae
Exons: 1
Coding region: 148-2340 (730 amino acids)
Biological process (GO): intracellular signal transduction; mitotic cell cycle
Cellular component (GO): cytoplasm; nucleus
Molecular function (GO): histone H3T3 kinase activity
Source: RefSeq, a predicted model, not a curated record